Molecule: messenger RNA, 855 nt
Organism: Haliotis rufescens (red abalone)
Lineage: Eukaryota; Metazoa; Mollusca; Gastropoda; Lepetellida; Haliotidae
Product: transcription factor kayak-like
Exons: 4
Coding region: 152-496 (114 amino acids)
Source: RefSeq, a predicted model, not a curated record
GCUGGUAUCUGAAGGUAUGAUAUAUUUACUGACCGUAUGUGACUCUCACGUGACAUCAGUGGAAGAGUAUAUAUACAGAUUCUAGUACCUUUCGUGUCCCAGAACACCAAUCUCCAGCAACAUCUCAACUUCAUCAGAUAAAGCACUAAGGAUGAAGCUGUGCAUUCUCUUGAUCGCUACGUUAGUGGCAGUGGUGUAUGGGCAAGUGCCUUCACCGAACCAGCCAAAUCCCACGGGUCCAGUCCCUGGGAGUCCUGCGACUGGCUCAUUGGCGGGACCACUUGGGUCGUUUGCACAGCAGCAACAACUGCAAAGGAUGCAGCAGCAGCAGCAGCAGCAGCAGCGGCAGCAACAAUAUUUCAACCCAUGGUCAUUCUACUUUUAUAACCAGAUUGACAACCCAUUCCUUCGGUACAUGAUGUUCUCCAAUCAAAUGGGAGGAGGAGGAGGAGGAUCGAGCGGCUUUAACCCCUUAUGGUUUAUGCUCGCGAACUAAUUCCUCAACAUGGGGAUUAUCUACCUCAACAUAUCAACCUUCAUUCUCUGUCCUCUCCCUUCAUCUCACGGCUUUACCCUGGUCACGAAUAGCCACGUGCUUGGUGCUUUAAUCCUGUAUGCGUCUUUGUAAGAAUUGAAAAUGGAAACAUUGGUUCUUCCUUCGAUUUCCUGGAUUUUGAUCUGAGAAAACUAAGUACGGUGAAACAUCCUAAGUGAUGAAUUAAUAUAGACGGGUUUAGGCUUUGUAAAAAAAACUUCCAGUGUGUUGUACAUAUUAAGGAAACGUCUGUGUUGGCCCUUAUGUAUUUCCUUAUGUACUUUGUUCUAUCUGUAGAAAUAAAAGUUUUUUUGUUAUAA